Chanos chanos (milkfish) is the source of this 2484-nucleotide messenger RNA. It is a transcript of the gene olfcj1, whose product is annotated as olfactory receptor C family, j1. The record is from RefSeq and is a predicted model, not a curated record. NCBI's taxonomy places the organism in Eukaryota, Metazoa, Chordata, Actinopteri, Gonorynchiformes, Chanidae. Gene Ontology annotation, biological process: G protein-coupled receptor signaling pathway. Bases 148 to 2484 code for a protein of 778 amino acids. The transcript is spliced from 6 exons. Gene Ontology annotation, cellular component: plasma membrane. Gene Ontology annotation, molecular function: G protein-coupled receptor activity.
CAACUGCAUUUUUCUAAGGAAGGUGAUAUUACUAUUGGGGGCAUUUUUUCUUUCCACCAAAACCCAGUUGGUGUGAAUCCUACACUCCAGGUGAACCCAGGGAAUAUCAGGUGUGCGGGGCUUGACCCUGGAGAGCUGCAGUAUGCCAUGACCAUGAUUUUUGCCAUUGAGGAAAUUAACAAUAGCACAGAAAUUCUUCCAGGGUUUUUACUGGGUUACAGGAUCUUUGGCUCUUGUCCAAGCAUCCCUCUUUCAGUCAAGGCAUCUUUGGCUCUGAUGAAUGGGGAAGUGGAGGAGAUCAAAGGCUGUGUGAAACCUCCCUCUGUGCAUGCUGUCAUAGGAGAGACUACCUCCACAGCCACUAUUGGAAUUGCAAGGACUAUGGGUCCCUUUCAUAUACCAGUGCUCAGUCAUUCAGCCACCUGCGCAUGCCUCAGCAAUAGGCGAGAAUUUCCAUCCUUCUUCAGAACUAUUCCCAGUGAUUACUACCAAAGCAGAGCCCUUGCCAAACUGGUCAAACACUUUGGCUGGACAUGGGUGGGUGCCAUCAGAAGCAGAAGUGAUUAUGGCAACAAUGGAAUGGCCACCUUUCUGGAGGCAGCUGAGAAAGAAGGGAUUUGCAUUGAGUACUCGGUGGCAAUUUAUCGAACUGACACAAGGGAGAGGUUUCUAGAAGUGUUGGACAUCAUAAAAAAAUCAACCUCUAAAGUAAUUGUUGCUUUUGCUGAUGGAAAUGACCUGGACAUUCUCAUCAAAGAGCUGUACAAACAGAACAUUACUGGUUUUCAGUGGGUUGGCAGUGAAGGAUGGAUCACAUACAGGUAUAUCACCACUGACAUGAAUUAUGUGGUGCUAGGUGGGGCAGUUGGUUUCGCUGUGCCUAAUGCCCACAUCCCUGGACUAAGGGAGUUCAUUAUGAAGAGCCACCCUUCCACAAAGCCAGGGAACACAGGACUGGUGGAACUAUGGGAAAGCCUGUUUAACUGUACAUUGAUUCCACAGCCAAACAGUUCAAGCACAAAACUCUGCAAUGGAGAAGAGUCACUGGAAACUACUGACACACGGUUUAUGGAUGUCACAGAUGCCAGUCUGCUCAACAAUGUAUACAAAGCUGUGUACGCUGUGGCUCAUGCUCUAGACCAGUUGUUAAGCUGUGAAGAGGGGAAGGGACCUUUUGGCAACAAGACAUGUGCAUACAAAGAAAAAAUACACCCAUGGCAGGUGCUGUAUUACAUGACCAAGGUGAACUUCACAACUAAACAUGGAGAAAACGUUCAUUUUGAUUCUCUGGGUGACCCAGCUGCACGCUAUGCUCUGGUGAAUUGGCAAAUGAAUGGCAGUGGAACUAUAAUCUUUGAGACUAUUGGUCUAUAUGAUGCAUCUUUGCCUGAAGGGCAACAGUUCAAAAUGAAGGAGGAUAUGAAAGCAGUGUGGGCAGGAAAUCUGGAUAAGGUACCACGCUCUGUCUGCAGUGAGAGCUGCAAGCCUGGAACCCGCAGGGCAUUUGUCAAAGGAACACCUAUCUGCUGCUUUGAAUGCGUUCCUUGCGCAGAUGGAGAGUUCAGUAACACCACAAAUGCUGUGACAUGUGUAACAUGCCCUCCAGAGUACAAGUCAAAUGUGGACAGAACUUGGUGUAAUUUAAAAAAAAUUGAAUUCCUCUCUUUUAAAGAAUUGAUGGGUAUAUUACUAGUAACAUUCUCAUUGUUGGGAGGAUGCCUCACAAUAACAAUAGGGUUGGUAUUUUUCCACCAUAGACAGACCCCUAUAGUGAAAGCGAACAACUCAGAGCUGAGUUUCCUCCUGCUCUUCUCUCUAACACUGUGUUUUCUUUGUUCACUUACAUUCAUCGGUCGACCCUCUGAGUGGUCCUGCAUGUUACGCCACACAGCUUUUGGCAUCACCUUCGUCCUCUGUAUCUCCUGUGUUCUGGGGAAAACAAUAGUAGUGUUAAUGGCCUUCAGGGCUACACUUCCAGGCAGUAAUGUCAUGAAAUGGUUUGGGCCCCCACAGCAGAGACUCAGUGUCCUUGCCUUCACACUCAUACAGGUCCUUAUUUGUGUGCUUUGGUUAACAAUAUCACCUCCAUUCCCAUAUAAGAAUAUGAAGCACUACAAAGAGAAGGUCAUUCUAGAAUGUGAUGUGGGUUCAGCUGUAGGUUUCUGGGCUGUGUUGGGUUAUAUAGGACUCCUGGCUGUCCUGUGUUUUGUGUUGGCUUUUCUGGCCCGCAAGCUGCCUGAUAAUUUCAAUGAAGCCAAAUUCAUCACAUUCAGCAUGCUAAUUUUCUGUGCAGUGUGGAUCACCUUUAUCCCAGCUUAUGUCAGCUCUCCUGGAAAGUUCACUGUAGCUGUGGAGAUAUUUGCUAUUUUAGCCUCCAGCUAUGGAAUGCUGUGCUGUAUAUUCAUCCCCAAAUGUUACAUUAUUUUACUAAAAUCUGAAAAAAACACCAAAAAACAUUUAAUGGGUAAAGUGACCUCUAAUUAA